CUUGCUGACUCCUCCCCCCUGCAGGUGGCGCUGGCGCAGCGCGAGCAGGUGGCGCUGUAUGUGGACCUGGACCACGUGGCCGAGGACGAGCCCGAGCUGGCCGAGGCCGCUUGCGAGAACUCGCGGCGCUACGCCCGCCUCUUUGCCGAUGCCGUCCACGAGUUGCUGCCUGACUACAAGGAGCGCGAGCUGACGCAUAAAGAUGUGUUGGACGUCUAUCUCGAGCACCGGCUGAUGCUGGAGCAGCGUGGCCGUGACGCCGGUGAGACCCAUGGCCCCCAGAACCACUACCCGCCCGAGCUGCUGCGACGUUUUGAGCUGUACUUCAAGGCCCCGUCGAGCGCAAAGCCACGCGUGAUCCGGGACGUGAAGGCCGACAGCAUCGGGAAGCUGGUGACCGUGCGUGGCAUCGUCACCCGUGUAGCCGAGGUCAAGCCCAUGAUGGUUGUGGCCACGUACAGCUGUGACCAGUGUGGGGCCGAGACCUACCAGCCCAUCCAGGCUCCAACCUUCAUGCCGCUGAUCAUGUGCCCCAGCCGUGAGUGCCAGACGAACCGCUCGGGCGGGCGUCUGUACCUGCAGAGCCGUGGCUCUAAGUUCAUCAAGUACCAGGAGCUCAAGAUGCAGGAGCAUAGUGACCAGGUGCCAGUGGGGCACCUCCCGCGCUCCAUCAGCGUGGCUGUGCAGGGUGAGAACACGCGGCUGGUGCAGCCUGGCGACCACAUCAGUGUCACCGGCAUCUUCCUGCCCCUGCUGCGGUCUGGCUUCCGGCAGAUUGCCCAGGGGCUGCUGUCAGAGACGUACCUGGAGGCGCACCACAUUGCCAAGAUGAACAAGAGCGAGGAGGACGAGGUGGCGCCCGCAGAGCUGAGUGAGGAUGAGCUGAGGCAGAUCACUGAGGAGGAUUUCUAUGAGAAGCUGGCAGCCUCUAUCGCCCCCGAGAUCUAUGGUCAUGAGGAUGUGAAGAAGGCCCUGUUGCUGCUGCUGGUGGGGGGCGUGGAGCGCAGCCCCCGUGGCAUGAAGAUCCGCGGGAACAUCAAUAUCUGCCUGAUGGGUGACCCUGGUGUGGCUAAGUCCCAGCUGCUGUCUUAUAUUGACCGCCUGGCACCACGCAGCCAGUACACGACGGGACGUGGGUCAUCGGGCGUGGGGCUGACGGCGGCAGUGCUGCGGGACCCGGUGUCAGGGGAGCUGGCGUUGGAGGGGGGCGCACUGGUGCUGGCUGACCGUGGCGUGUGCUGCAUCGACGAGUUUGACAAGAUGCUGGAGAGCGACCGCACGGCACUGCAUGAGGCCAUGGAGCAGCAGAGCAUCUCGGUGGCCAAGGCAGGUGUCCAGGCCACGCUCAAUGCCCGCUGUGCCGUGCUGGCCGCUGCCAACCCGGCCUAUGGGCGCUAUGACACGCGCCGCAGCCUGCAGCACAAUUUGGCGCUGCCGCCCGCUCUGCUUUCCCGCUUCGACCUGCUCUGGCUGCUGCAGGACCGACCCCACCGUGACAAUGACCUUCGCCUGGCCCAGCACAUCACUUACGUGCACCAGCAUAGCCGGCAGCCACCUUGCACCUACCAGCCGCUCGACAUGAAGCUGAUGAGGCGCUACAUCAGCAUGUGCAAGCGGCGGCAGCCGGCUGUGCCCGAGGCACUGGCUGACUACAUCACAGCUGCCUACGUGGAGAUGCGGAAAGAGGCUUGGGCCAGCCCAGACGCCACCUUCACCUCGGCCCGCACCCUGCUGGCCAUCCUGCGUCUUGCCACCGCCCUGGCCCGGCUGCGGCUGGUGGACGUGGUGGAGAAGGAGGACGUGAACGAGGCCAUGCGGCUUAUGGAGAUGUCCAAGGACUCGCUGUUGGGCGACCGUGGGCAGCAAGCCAAGCCGCAGCGGGCAGCAGAUGCCAUCUUUGCAACAGUGCGGGAACUGGCGGGUGCAGGCCGGACUGUGCGCUACGCAGAGGCCGAGACGCGCUGUGUGUCCCGCGGCUUCACCCCUGCUCAGUUCCAGGCUGCACUGGACGAGUACGAGGAGCUCAAUGUGUGGCAGGUGAACGCUGCCCGCACUCGCAUCACCUUCAUCUGAGCCCCACCCGAGGACAGCAGCCCCGCAGCUCUGCCUGGGGGCUCCCUGUUAUUUUACUGCAUUUUUCCUGAGUCGCUUUCUAAUAAACCUGUUUUUGCUGUAACCGCUGCCUGUUGGGGACACGACACCUGUGUCUGGGGGCAGGAACCUACCCCUCCAUGCAGCAGCUCCCAGGGAUCAAGAUCCCUUCUCUGCCCCCCCAGCAAUGAGCAG
Messenger RNA from Alligator sinensis (Chinese alligator), 2286 nucleotides. RefSeq names its product minichromosome maintenance complex component 7 (gene MCM7). Lineage: Eukaryota; Metazoa; Chordata; Crocodylia; Alligatoridae. The transcript has 13 exons. The annotation marks the transcript as partial. Gene Ontology annotation, cellular component: nucleus; MCM complex. Gene Ontology annotation, molecular function: ATP hydrolysis activity; ATP binding; single-stranded DNA helicase activity. The record is from RefSeq and is a predicted model, not a curated record. Gene Ontology annotation, biological process: DNA strand elongation involved in DNA replication; double-strand break repair via break-induced replication; DNA replication.